AUUCCCACAAUGCUCUGGGGCGUGCCGCCGCCGUCGCUGCCGCCUCCGCUACCGCUAGUGGAAGAAGAUGGCGGAAGGCGGAGCGGCGGAUCUGGACAUCCAGCGGUCUGACAUCGCGACGCUGCUCAAAACCUCCCUCCGGAAAGGGGACACCUGGUACCUAGUUGAUAGUCGCUGGUUCAAACAGUGGAAAAAAUAUGUUGGCUUUGACAGCUGGGACAAAUACCAGAUGGGAGAUCAAAAUGUAUAUCCUGGACCCAUUGAUAACUCUGGACUUCUCAAAGAUGGUGAUGCCCAGUCACUUAAGGAACAUCUUAUUGAUGAAUUGGAUUACAUACUGUUGCCAACUGAGGGCUGGAAUAAACUUGUCAGCUGGUACACGUUGAUGGAAGGUCAGGAACCAAUAGCACGAAAGGUGGUUGAACAGGGUAUGUUUGUAAAGCACUGCAAAGUAGAAGUAUAUCUCACAGAAUUGAAGCUCUGUGAAAAUGGAAACAUGAACAAUGUUGUAACUCGAAGAUUUAGCAAAGCUGACACAAUAGAUACAAUUGAAAAAGAAAUAAGAAAAAUCUUCAAUAUUCCAGAUGAAAAGGAGACCAGAUUGUGGAACAAAUACAUGAGUAAUACAUUUGAACCACUGAAUAAACCAGACAGCACCAUUCAGGAUGCUGGUUUAUACCAAGGACAGGUGUUAGUGAUAGAACAGAAAAAUGAAGAUGGAACAUGGCCCAGGGGUCCUUCUGCUCCUAAGUCCCCAGGUGCAUCCAAUUUUUCAGCUUUACCAAAGAUCUCUCCUUCAUCUCUGUCAAAUAAUUAUAACAACAUCAACAACAGAAAUGUGAAAAAUUCAAAUUAUUGUCUCCCAUCAUAUACUGCUUAUAAGAACUAUGAUUAUUCAGAACCUGGCAGAAACAAUGAACAGCCAGGCCUCUGCGGCCUAAGUAACUUGGGAAAUACGUGUUUCAUGAACUCAGCUAUUCAGUGUUUGAGCAACACUCCUCCACUUACUGAAUAUUUCCUCAAUGAUAAGUAUCAAGAAGAACUCAAUUUUGACAAUCCCUUAGGAAUGAGAGGUGAAAUAGCUAAAUCUUACGCUGAAUUGAUCAAACAAAUGUGGUCUGGAAAAUUUAGCUAUGUCACGCCAAGAGCCUUUAAGACGCAAGUAGGACGUUUUGCACCUCAGUUCUCUGGAUACCAGCAGCAGGACUGUCAAGAGCUAUUAGCUUUCCUAUUAGAUGGACUGCAUGAGGAUUUGAAUCGAAUUAGGAAAAAACCAUAUAUACAGUUAAAAGAUGCUGAUGGAAGGCCAGAUAAGAUAGUUGCUGAAGAAGCCUGGGAAAACCAUUUAAAAAGAAAUGAUUCUAUCAUAGUAGAUAUAUUUCACGGCCUUUUCAAAUCAACUUUAGUUUGUCCUGAAUGUGCUAAGAUUUCAGUAACAUUUGAUCCUUUUUGUUACUUGACACUUCCAUUGCCCAUGAAAAAAGAACGUACUUUGGAAGUUUAUUUGGUUAGAAUGGAUCCACUUACCAAACCUAUGCAGUACAAAGUGGUUGUCCCCAAAAUUGGAAACAUACUUGAUCUUUGUACAGCAUUGUCUGCUUUGUCAGGAGUACCGGCAGAUAAGAUGAUAGUUACUGAUAUAUACAAUCAUAGAUUUCACAGAAUAUUCGCUAUGGAUGAAAACCUUAGUAGUAUUAUGGAACGGGAUGAUAUUUAUGUGUUUGAAAUUAAUAUCAAUAGGACAGAAGAUACAGAGCAUGUGAUUAUUCCUGUUUGCCUAAGAGAAAAAUUUAGACACUCAAGUUAUACCCACCAUACUGGUUCCUCACUUUUUGGUCAGCCUUUUCUUAUGGCUGUACCACGAAACAACACUGAAGAUAAACUCUAUAAUCUCCUGCUUUUGAGAAUGUGCCGGUAUGUCAAAAUAUCUACUGAAACUGAAGAAACCGAAGGAUCCCUACACUGCUGUAAGGACCAAAAUAUUAAUGGGAACGGCCCAAAUGGCAUACAUGAAGAAGGCUCACCAAGUGAGAUGGAAACAGAUGAACCAGAUGAUGAAUCCAGCCAGGAUCAAGAACUUCCCUCCGAGAAUGAAAACAGUCAGUCUGAAGAUUCAGUUGGAGGAGAUAAUGAUUCUGAAAAUGGAUUAUGUACUGAGGAAACUUGUAAAAGUCAACUUACGGGACACAAAAAAAGACUAUUUACAUUCCAGUUCAACAAUUUAGGCAAUACUGAUAUCAACUACAUCAAAGAUGACACCAGGCAUAUAAGAUUUGACGAGAGGCAGCUUAGACUAGAUGAAAGAUCUUUUCUUGCUUUGGAUUGGGAUCCUGAUUUGAAAAAAAGAUAUUUUGAUGAAAAUGCCGCUGAGGAUUUUGAAAAACAUGAAAGUGUGGAAUAUAAACCUCCUAAAAAACCCUUUGUGAAAUUAAAAGAUUGCAUUGAGCUUUUUACAACAAAAGAAAAGCUAGGUGCUGAAGAUCCCUGGUAUUGUCCAAAUUGUAAAGAACAUCAGCAAGCCACAAAGAAAUUGGAUUUAUGGUCCCUGCCUCCAGUACUUGUGGUACAUCUCAAACGAUUUUCUUAUAGUCGAUACAUGAGAGACAAAUUGGAUACAUUAGUUGAUUUUCCCAUCAAUGACCUGGAUAUGUCAGAAUUCCUAAUUAAUCCAAAUGCAGGUCCUUGCCGCUAUAAUUUGAUUGCUGUUUCAAACCACUAUGGAGGAAUGGGAGGAGGACACUAUACUGCUUUCGCAAAAAAUAAAGAUGAUGGAAAAUGGUACUACUUUGAUGACAGUAGUGUCUCAACUGCAUCUGAAGACCAGAUUGUGUCCAAAGCAGCAUAUGUACUGUUCUACCAGAGACAAGACACUUUCAGUGGAACUGGCUUUUUUCCUCUUGACCGAGAAACUAAAGGUGCUUCAGCUGCCACAGGCAUCCCGUUAGAAAGUGAUGAAGAUAGCAAUGAUAAUGACAAUGAUAUAGAAAACGAAAACUGUAUGCACACUAACUAAUGAAAGUCCUAGAAGCCAUAAAAGAGAGACUUUCCUGCUGGUGGUAUGAAGUGAUGAGGUUACCCACCACAUUAAACAAAAGUCUGAGAUGGGGAGUUUCAGAUAACCGAAUGUAAAUCCUUUAUCAGAUUUUAACUUGUGCAGUACUUGAAGUGAAACACAAUGAAAACUUUAACAGAAAUUGUCUCUUAAUACAUUUACAGUCUUGUAAUUACAAGCUAAAUAUAUAUAGGAAAUCACAAAUAAAUCCCUUUUAAGUUUG
Molecule: messenger RNA, 3275 nt
Organism: Prionailurus viverrinus (fishing cat)
Lineage: Eukaryota; Metazoa; Chordata; Mammalia; Carnivora; Felidae
Gene: USP15
Product: ubiquitin specific peptidase 15
Exons: 22
Coding region: 68-3013 (981 amino acids)
Biological process (GO): protein deubiquitination
Molecular function (GO): cysteine-type deubiquitinase activity
Source: RefSeq, a predicted model, not a curated record